Molecule: messenger RNA, 2355 nt
Organism: Effrenium voratum
Lineage: Eukaryota; Dinophyceae; Suessiales; Symbiodiniaceae
Source: the annotation of a GenBank genome assembly
AAGGCUCCAGGGUGUAGCCGUUUCCAAGAAUGAGGUCACCUAUGGCAACGCUCAAAGGCAUGGGCGGCGUACUGGCCCUGUGUCUCAUAUUCACCUUGGGGGUGUACUGGUGGCUGGCCAUCCCGUGCAGUGCAGACCCGGCCUGCGCUGUGAGCGUCGCUGCAUACCCUCAAAGGUACCACGCCUUUGUGGCCGUGGGUCUGGGGGUGGUUUUGCUGCGAGAGUCCUUUCUGCUGCUGAUCUCCUGCGCAGAGAAGGCGGCGAAUGCGGAGAAGGCGCCCCGGCAACUCCAGGACAUGGCGGCCAGGGACCUUCUCGCGCAGGGCCUCCUCUCUCUACUCUUGCUCUCCCUGUCGACGGCGGAGACCUACUUGGCAUGGACCUCCGUGCCCUGGGUGCACAGCACCAGCUUGGGUGGCGUGGUCUACUCGGUGCGAUACUUGGAGUGGCUGGUGAACGUGCCUCUGCUGAUGCUCCUCACCUGCUGCGGAGCCUUGGGGCGCCCCAUCUCGGACGCCACAGGCCCAAUCCUGGCGACCAACGCCUACAUCCUGAUCAGUUGGGCCGCCCUUUUCCUGGAGACCGCGGCCCUAAGGUGGCUGCUCAUCGCAGGGACCUUCGCGGCCUAUGGCUGGGCUUCCAGGACAAUGCUCCAGUGGGUGUCCUCCUUUAUGGAAGAUGGCAUCGACACCCCGUGCAGACGUACCCGCGCAGCAUCUGUGGUUCUUCUCAUCGUGGUCUUUGGCAUUUAUGGCGUCAUCUACCUGGCCGGGGUGUCAGGCAUCAUCGACUUUGCUACCGAACACCUGGGGUACACCUUCAUGGGGUUCACCUGCAAGGUGACCUUGAGCAUCCUCUUUGCGUCCAUCCGGGCCUACCAAAACCACCAGGCUCUUUCGCGGCUGGUGACCAAGCUCAGCGGCCUCUCUACCGCCUUCGUGUCUUUGCUUCGAGGCAGCUUCGACCACGUGCUCAGCUGCUCCGUGGACCGCAGCGGCAGCUGCUUCCUCAAGGCCAACGGCCGCGAAGUGGCGGCCUUGAGCCGCUUCCUCGGCAGAUCCGUGAAGGAGGAUGCGGGCACCUUUAAUGAGCUCUUGUGCAAGGAAGAGCAGGAGCUGUUCGCAAACUAUGUCAAGAAUGCUUUGCGCCAGUCGGAGAACCAGAUGCAGAAUGCAACCGUAGAUUUGUCGAAGGAUGCAGAGCCGCCAGUGGCACACGCCCUGCAAGUGCACUUGCAGACUCGUUCAACGCCCGACGAGCAGACGGAGCUUGUGAGUGUCAUGGUGCACCUCUCGCUGGUGCACGGGCCAUGCCACAAGGCGGUCCUGGCCCUUCAGCUGGUGGCACAGGACCAUCCGUGGGCGUUUGACCAGAAGAGCCAGACGCAGGACAGACGUACCGCAGAGAACCUGGAUAAUGACAGCACGCAGCCGCCGGAUGACUCAUCCACGGAAGGACCCGGAGGCAACUUCAGGCAGAGCUUAUCAGGAACCACAUGCUCAGAUUCAUGUGGGACAUCAUCAAUUCACAAGGAGGCCACGGAGGAAGCCUGCGUUGACCAAGUGUACAGGAAAGCCGGAAAGAAAAUUUCCAGGUGCCGGCGACGCACCGCAAAGCUCCUCGUACACUUUCUCGACCGGCGUUUGAGGCAAAAGAAGCGUCCAGGCCGAAAGGAUUACAAGGAUCAUGAGCUACACAGCAGUUGUGGCCGUGACGAAUGUGGUAAGACGAUUGCCAGUAGCUGCAGCUACCAGAAGGUAUCCUUCCAAUGCGGUGGCUCAGACGUACGAUCCCAAUCGUCCCGCCUGUCUGCUGCCAACAGCGUGGUGGUCGCUUGCCGCCAGCUCUUGGGUCCGCUGCAUGACGCGCUGCCGCCAGCGCAGUACAUCAGCAGGACCAUGGAGGAUCACAUGCAAUGCUCCGCGGAGAUGAUCAGGCUCAAAGCCUGCAAUGAGAUGACCAGGCAGUGGCAUAAGCAGCAAGUGGAGGACUGGAAGGAUCGCGCCGAUGCGCACCACACGAGCGUAGUGCUGCAAAGAAGCCAAGCGCCCGCCCACACCAUGCCAGAGCAGUUGUGGCGCAAUGAGGUCUUGGCCAAUCUGGAAGCACCGCACCCGGGUCCCAGGCCAGUGCCGCCUGAUCUGCUUGGCCGAGAGGAGUUGUGGCACAAGGCCUGGAAGCGAACCUACGAGUCAGAUUCAGAGGACGAGGAGUAGCUGAUAGCAGAUGAGUGAGGAUGUUUAAACGAUUUGAAUGCUUUGCAGCCAUCAGAAGUCCCGUCCCAGCGGCGGGCUAUAUGGUUUUUCAUUGGAUCUUUGUCUGCCUAGUAAAUGCAAUGCCUCGUUCAGGGGGGAG